UUGUCCACAGCGGAUAUCUCCUCCUCCUUUUCUUUCUAAAGCCUUAGUUUUAACGUCCAAGCACAGACCACGUGAAUUUCCUGUUUUGACGAGGGGGCAAGCACUGAAUUGCACAAUCAUCAAAAUCCCUGGACAAUGACUCAGUAGCUUGAAAUCGGCCGACUUCGGUGGCUGGCUGGGCGACAGCGUGAUUUGGUCUCCUCCACAGGGCAGCGCAGUCUCACUGUGCAGCGGCUGCUCGCCUCCCGACGGGCGCAGUGUACCUUUAAAAGGUUGAACUCGCCGGUCUACGGCCUGAAAGCACAGGAUUGCUUCCCCGCUCGGCUCAGCUGUGUAAACCUUCCAGCAGUGACAUGGCAUAGAGUCUCUGUGCUGACAGCAGCAGCAGCAGCAGCAGCAGCAGCAGCAGCAUCCCGCACCCUGCGCCAUGGACGCUCUCCGACAGCCGAGGCGGAGAGGAGCCUGCGCGGCGCUGGACACGAUGAUGUCCGUGUGGAUUUUACUGAGCGCGGUGUCAGGGCUGAAGGCGGAGGACGACGGAAUGGAAGAACUUGCCACCGAGAAGGAGGCUGAGGAAAGUCACCGACAGGACAGCGUUAAUUUGCUGACAUUCAUUUUACUGCUGACCUUAACCAUCCUCACCAUCUGGCUCUUCAAGCACAGACGGGUCCGUUUCCUUCACGAAACCGGGCUGGCGAUGAUUUACGGUUUGCUGGUGGGUGUGAUCCUGCGAUACGGCAUCCCUGCCACCAGCUACCACAACAAGACCCCCCCGAGCUGCUCGCUGAAGGAAGGACCUGCUAGCACCCUGCUGCUUAAUGUCAGCGGCAAGUUCUUUGAGUACACCCUCAAAGGGGAGAUCAACUCCCGAGAGAUUCACAAUGUGGAGCAGAAUGAUAUGCUGCGCAAGGUGACCUUUGACCCUGAAGUAUUUUUCAACAUAUUGCUGCCUCCUAUCAUCUUCCACGCCGGCUACAGUCUGAAGAAGAGACACUUCUUCAGGAACCUGGGCUCCAUCAUAACGUAUGCCUUCCUGGGCACUGCUAUCUCAUGUUUCGUUAUUGGGAAUCUGAUGUACGGUGUGGUCAAACUGAUGCAAGUGGUCGGACAGCUGACUGACAAGUUCUACUACACUGACUGCCUUUUCUUUGGUGCCAUCAUCUCUGCCACAGACCCAGUGACGGUGUUGGCCAUUUUCAAUGAGCUCCAUGCAGACGGGGAUCUCUACGCUCUGCUGUUUGGAGAAAGCGUUAUGAAUGACGCAGUUGCCAUUGUGCUUUCCUCGUCUAUUGUGGCUUACCAGCCCAGUGGAGCAAACACGCACAUGUUCGAUGCUUCAGCCUUUUUCAAGUCAGUGGGGGUUUUUCUGGGUAUUUUCAGUGGCUCCUUUCUUAUGGGCGCAGCCACAGGAGUCGUCACUGCUCUCGUCACCAAGUUCACCAAGCUGCACUGCUUCCCACUGCUGGAGACGGCCCUCUUCUUCCUCAUGUCCUGGAGCACCUUUCUGCUGGCCGAGGCCUGCGGGUUCACAGGCGUGGUGGCCGUGCUGUUCUGUGGCAUCACGCAGGCUCACUACACCUACAACAACCUGUCUGAAGAGUCCACAAAGCGCACCAAGCAGCUCUUUGAGGUCCUUCACUUCCUCGCUGAGAAUUUCAUCUUCUCCUACAUGGGCUUGGCUCUGUUCACCUUCCAGAAUCACAUUUUCAGCCCCAUUUUCAUCAUUGGAGCUUUUAUUGCCAUAUUCAUUGGAAGAGCUUUCAACAUUUACCCACUCUCCUUCCUCCUCAACCUCGGCCGAAGGCACAAGAUCAAGGGAAACUUCCAGCACAUGAUGAUGUUUGCAGGUUUACGAGGCGCCAUGGCGUUCGCCUUGGCCAUCCGGGAUACGGCCACCUACGCCCGGCAGAUGAUGUUCACCACCACGUUGCUCAUCGUCUUCUUCACUGUCUGGGUGUUUGGUGGUGGGACCACGCCGAUGCUCUCCUGGCUACACAUCAGGGUUGGUGUGGAUCCAGAUCAGGACCUGCAGCCCUGUGGAGACAGCUUCCAGGUCUUACAGGGGGAUGGCCCUCAGGCUGAAGGACAGAGUAAAACCAAACAGGAGAGCGCGUGGCUCUUCAGACUGUGGUACACCUUUGAUCACAAUUACCUGAAGCCCAUUCUGACACAUAGCGGUCCGCCUCUCACCUCCACUCUGCCCAGCUACUGUGGGCCGCUGGCGAGCUGUCUGACCAGCCCCCAGGCGUACGAGAACCACGAGCAGCUGAGGGACCACGACUCUGACUUCAUCCGUAACGACAGCGACCUGACCUACACGUUCGGUGACACUGCCAUCACAGCCAACGGCGCGUCCGGCGGUGGGGGGGAUGGUGCCGGGGGCUCAGGCUGGAGCGCCAACGGAAAAAGGAGCGGCAGCACCUCAGAGGAGGCGCUGGAGCGUGAGCUGGACUCCCGUGAGCAGGAGCUGCUGAGCCGUGGCACGCGCCUGGUUUUCCCCAUUGAGGAUCAUGUCUGACCCUCCCUUCCUCCCCCUCCUGCGCCUCUUCCUCCCUGACCUGACCCCCAGACCGCAUCGCCCCCAGCUCUCUCCACAUCCUGCGGGCAGAGCGUCCAGUCCUCCAGAGAUAAGACAAAGUGGAGAUACGGGAGUAGACCUGGGAGGCCUGGGAGCAGAGCUCAAGGAUCAUUUCAUCCUCAUUACAGGGAGUUUAUUCUCCAGGAGACGUGUGUCCUCAAGAGCGUCAGAAGAGAAAUUCUCAGUGCUGUUAUACUGUGAUCCAGUUUCCUCUGCAUAAACAGGAGGGAAACCAUUAUGCAGGAUGUGGGGAUGAAAUAUCCUCAAUCAAGAUUGAAUCUGCACUUUUAAACAUGUGACAUUUUGUGUGUUCAGUGGAAAAGAGGUAGAAAAGUGAACUAUCGCCCGGCAGCGCUCUCUUCUCAUAUGAUCUCACAGGUUUCUCAUCACAGCACAUCAGAAAAUGCCAAGUGGCUUCCUGUAGCCACAACCCCAUUUAGAUGCUGCAAAGAGGCUCCGCAAACCAAAAGUUCAUAACGAGUUCUCCAGUAAAUGCGUUCCACCGAUCCCAUGUAAUGUUUGGUGUGUGUGUGUGUGUGUGUGUGAAGAUUACCUUUGUUUCACACAGAAGCGUCUGUGUGGAGGACGUGACAUGUGAGCAGCACAGACUGGAGACUGCGUUGCCUUCUCAGCCACCGCAGCCCGUCAUGGGUGAAGUAACAGGAAUGGAGAAUGCGAGCGUGUAAAUAGUCACAAUGAUGAGCUUUGUUCCUUUUUGGAGGCACUGCUCCUUUCAGUGGUUGACCUCCCAUGACUGUGACAGACAGCAUCUGUGUGUCUUGUCUUUGAGUUGGCUUGGAUCUAUUUCUUUGUUUUAAAGUAGUCGACUGGUUGUCACAACAAUGACACGAACAAGGAAUGGGAGUGUUUCAACGCUAAUUACAUUGUUUCUUAUGAAACAAUGCUGAUUUCCCAGAACUUAAAAAAUAAACUGACAUGAGAUAUAUGCUCUAAUACAGUUGAAGAGCAAUUUCAACAAGAUAAAAUAAAGGACAGGCUUUCAUCAUAAUUUUGAUUCCUUUAAAAAAGAAAAAAAAAAAAAAAGAUUUUGUGUACUGAUUUUUAAAACAUUAAAAAGACCAGAUGCAUCCGGUAAAGUAGGGCUGCAAAUUAUUUUCAUUGACAAUUAAUCUGAUGAUUUUUGUGAUUAGUCAAGUUUAUAAAAGUCAAAAAAUAGUGAAUAAUGUCUAUGGCAGAGAAUAAAGUGGCAUCUUUUUUUACCUGCAGUCAAAACCCCCAAAAAUAUUCAGUUGACCAUCAUAUGUGAAAAAAACAGCAGUGAAGUCUCACACUGGAGAAGCUGGAACCAGUGAAUGUUUUUACUUUUUUCUUCUUUUUUUAAAUCAUUAAUUUUAAUUAAUUUCAAUUAAUCAACUUGAAUCAUUUCAGCUUUGCACUUAAGCCAACUUCAGUAAGUGAUAUGAUGACAUCAUGCUGGCACAGGUCACACUGAGUCGAUGCAGGAGCCGCGCCGACAGCAAACUGGUUCUUCAAACUCUGAACAAGAUUUCACCUGUAAACUUUAUACUCAAUAAGUGUUCAGGUUUCCAGACUGAUGCCAAACACCGACAACCACAGAUUAGCAGUGGAUGUGCUUGCACAUAAUUUCACCCUUUACCUUCAUCAGCAGUAUGUAUACUCAUAAACAAUGGUGUCUGUGGGCUGUUUCCGCCAUAAAUAUAUUAACCUCAAAUGUUGUUGAAAUGUGAGCACGUAAACAGAACGAUGAGGUGAGAUCGUCUCAUAAAUCACUGAAGUCAAGUGUAAUUUAUGUUUUUGUAAACCUCAUGUCUCACUUGUUCUUCCUGGGUUUACAGUUAAAUAUAUUAACAUACAUAAAUUCCUAAUUUGUGUUGUCCUAUUAUUGUUUCAAGGUUUGGCUUUUCUUUUCUUUUCCACAUUUGUCAGGAUACAUCUUUAUUUUGUUAUAAGAUCCCGUCAGUAGACAGAUGCAAUACGUAAACUUGAAUGUAUUUUGGAAAUACGCUUCAUAAGCUUUAAAUUUCCUUCAAACAAGAUUGUUUUCUGGCAGAUAGAUGAGAAACUUGAUGCCACUUUACUAUCUGUCCAUUAAACAUGAGGAUACAACCAGUACCUGGUUAGCUUAGCUUAGCACAAAGACUGAAAAGAUAUUCAAACUGAGCCAGGCUAGCUGUUUCCUAUUGUUUCUAGUCUUUAUGCUAAGCUAAGCUAAGCUAAGCAGCUGCUGUCUCUAGUUUCAUGUUCACUGUACAGACAUGAGAGUGCUGUCAGUCUUCUCAUCUAGCUGCCACAAAGUCAAUGAGCAUGUUUCCCAAAAUGUAAAAUGAUUUCUUUAAAGUGGUGCAGCUCUAUCACUGCACAUACACACUGGUGAUAUAGAAACUUCCACUAAGAUUUAAUUACACUUCACCUGAACAUCCUUUUUCUUAAACUGCAGUCCACUAAAAUCACGAACCUCCUGGAGUUUUUGUUUUGAUAUCAAACAUUUAGAUAGACCCUUGUGUUUACAUCAAAUAAGUGGUGUAACGCUGCAGCAAGUCCCUGAUAACAUGCAGUGGCUUUGGGUUUCCGGAUUUCAUUAGCUGCAGCAGACCACUGAACUUUAUUUGUCCUACAGGUUGGUUUGCAUCAACUGCACGUGAUCAAUAGUUUUGUUUAACUAUUUACACUGCAUCGGUUACUCUUCGGUGACCCUCUGACCACAUUUCCUCUCUGUGUGCAGUUGACAUUUUGCAGGUCAGAGCUGCACUCAGCACCUUUUUUUUUUUUAGGCAGGUGGAGCGGCUGGUUAAACCCCGCCACCCUGCAUGGAAGUAGGAGGAAGGUUUUUUCCACUCGGUCGCAUUUUGGUGUUCCCCCUUUUACCAAGUCUAGACAUUUGAUCCGCUCCCUGUUUUAAAUUCACCGCACAGCGUGUGUCGCCUUUUGUUUUUCUCGUCCGACUGCACACGGCGGCUGCUGCAUUUAUGUAUGAGUACACAGGGGCAGGUGUGAAAAGCGCGAUUGUGCAAGUUGAAACCCCACAUAAGUUCCACGGCUCACCGGGGACCUCCAGGAGGAAGUGAAUCUAGUUACGCAAGCCGUUGCCGAGCUUUAUGUGCACUGUGGGUCAUUUUAAACUUAGCUGGAGAGAGAAGUAAUGUCGUCUCUAUUAAAGGCACUAAAAUAAUCACUUGUUUGCCACCUUGUCACAACAAACCGCUGGUGUUAGACUUGGACUCAUCCCAUCUCCUCUGUGGUGUAUGGACGGGUCACACAGCCUCCUCUGUGUGCAGUAUAACCUGCAGCAGAUGUUAAAGUGUCUCUGAAAGUAGAAGACGGACAAAACUGAUUGUUUUUCCUGCUGUGUUGACUCACAUAAGACAAAAAAAAAAAAAGGGACUCACGUUUGUUGACAUGUCCAGGACAAACUGACUGGAGAGGUUUGCUUUGAGACGUGGGAGCACUUUAUGGACAACAACACAGAGGACUGGAGUGACGGCUGCAGGCAAAUACAUGAGCAGAGGAAACUCCUAUAUAACCUUCAUGUGCACCCUCUCUCUCUCUCUCACUGUUGUGCUGUCAGACGUCUUGCUGGAUAUAUUUACAUGCUCUCUGUACCUGACAAAUAUGAGACGUAGCUCAAUUGUCAAUAUGUGGACCUGUUGUUUCUAGUAGCAGCUGGCUGCCAGAAUCUCCCUGCCAUGGUUUGCAUGUCAACAUGUUAAUUAAAAACUGUCGAAUAAUGAGCCA
Messenger RNA from Seriola aureovittata, 6292 nucleotides. RefSeq names its product solute carrier family 9 member 7 (gene slc9a7). The coding region runs from base 428 to 2518 and encodes 696 amino acids. Gene Ontology annotation, molecular function: sodium:proton antiporter activity. Gene Ontology annotation, biological process: sodium ion transport; regulation of pH; proton transmembrane transport. The transcript has 16 exons. Gene Ontology annotation, cellular component: recycling endosome; membrane. The record is from RefSeq and is a predicted model, not a curated record. NCBI's taxonomy places the organism in Eukaryota, Metazoa, Chordata, Actinopteri, Carangiformes, Carangidae.